Gallus gallus (chicken) is the source of this 5209-nucleotide messenger RNA. RefSeq lists its product as uncharacterized. The transcript is spliced from 2 exons. The record is from RefSeq and is a predicted model, not a curated record. Lineage: Eukaryota; Metazoa; Chordata; Aves; Galliformes; Phasianidae. The coding region runs from base 2048 to 2689 and encodes 213 amino acids.
GGGGCGGCCUCCCCGGAGGACUUGGCGCCAAGAGCAGUGAGGUGGAGCUCCGGCGAGGACCCCGGGCGUCUCUCCCGCCCUCGGGGCCGGCCGCGCUCGCUGCGGAGAAGGGCACGUGCUUCCCUCCCGCUCUGGGUACUCUUCUCUCUCGUUUUGUUUCAUUUGGUUGGAAUUAGUAAAUUACCGUUCCUCCUCAGAUCGUUGCCGGUGUGUUCCUCCUGUGAAACCCAUCUACCAGCUCUCUGCCCUUCCCCCCCUCCGGGAGCGCGCGGCCCCUGGCGCGCCCUGCUGUGAGGCCGGGGCCGGCCGGAUCGCGCAGCAAAUUGCUGGUACCCCUUCCUUUUUUUCCUUCGCCCUUUUGUCUCUUUUAUUGGGAUUUUUUUUUUCCGGGCCUGUGCCCCACUUGUCACGGACUCAGAUCUGACUCCAUGACACCCUUUCACUGUGACACCCUUUCACGGUGCCCGUGCUCCGUCACUUCAUGGAAAUGGGACCAAUAGCCUAAGCCUCCUUAAGAACAGAGCACUGGGGAAAGGACAGCAACAGUGCUUCUGACCUGCUCUGCCACAUGGAGGCUGAAAUAGACUUAAUGGAGAGGCACCCGAGGACCCUGCUCCAGUCUCACUGGGAAGCACGCAGGAGUCGGCAGGAGAGGAAGGCGGCACAAGAUAGUGGGAAGAGGAAGAAACCCCCUGUAGACUUCGCAUCCAGCAUUGGCUGCAGUGCUGAUUCUAUGGAUGGCCAGCGGGAAAGUCAGCAGUGCAAGUGAGUGCUGUGGCAAGGCCAGUGCUCUGGGCAGAAUGGGUGCCUUUCCUCUCCUGACUCCUGUAUUCAUGGCUACAAAUUCUCAAGAGAAUGGGAGAACUCGUUUGGUGAUUCAGCAUGAGCCAGCAAUAUGUGCUUGCAGCCCAGAAGGCCAACCGUAUCGCGGGUUGCAUGAAGAGAAGUGUGAGCAGCAGGUCGAGGGGGGUGGGUCUGCCCUUCUGCUCUGCUCUCAUGAGACCCCACUUGGAGUACUGUGUCCAGUUCGGGAGCCCCGAACACAAGAAGGACAUUGAGCUCCUGGAGUGGGUCCAGAGGAGGGCCAUGAAGAUAAUCAGAGUACUAGAACACUUCCAGUGCCUGAAGGGGGCCUGCAGGAAAGCAGGGGAGGGACUUUUUAAUAAGGGCGUGUAGCAAGAGGACAAGGGGAAAAGGCUUUAAACUGGAAGGGGGUAGAUUUAGCCUAGGUAACAGGACAACGUUCUUUACUGUGAGGGUGGUAAGACACUGGAACAGGCUGCCCAGCAAGGUUGGGGGUGCCCUCUCCCUGGAGGCACUCAAGGCCAGGCUGGAUGGGGCUUUGAGCAACCUUGUGUAGAGGGAGAUGUCCCCGCCUAUAGCCAGGGGUUGGAUCUACAGCAUCCUAAAGGUCCCUUCCAACCGUACCCAUAGAAUGAUUCUGUGGAUGGGAGGAAGUGGCGCUGGGAUUUGGGUGUAGAGGCCCGACCCCGAGCUGGGUGCAUGGCUGCCGUCCUGCAUGCCGAGGAGCCACGUUGCUCCAAAUCUCGAUGACAAUGCCUUUUGUAGUUUUUUGUGGGUGAACAGCAAAGCAUGCUUCUUGUAUUUUAGUCUGCUAGACUGAGAGUGCUGCUGGUGGGCAAUCAAAAUGGAGGUGAAGCUGAAGUACAGUGUUCCCCGCCAUUAUUAAAAGUCUUUCAUUCAACGCGUGUCCAAGGUUUCCAAAACCUUCUGGCUACUGCCGUGUCGGCUUCCUGCUUUGUCAGAGUGGCACCUAGAGGAGUUCUCCGAGCUCUGACGCUCUGCCUUGACGAGAUCCUAAUCGACAAAGGCCACUGGGGCAUCCAGCAGGGCACACCGGGAACCCUAUGGCCGGGGUGGGGCAAAAGGCUUUGUGACAUCACAGGGCAGGACAUGACAUCAGUCUUCAAGACACAUGGGCAGCCUUUCCCAGCGCAAUCAUUUUGAGCAGCUGCUCCAUCCUGGUGGUCACUGCUCUGGGUGACUGGCACUUUUGUGCUGAGAUUCGUCUUUAGGAGAGAACAGGAUGAAGCUCAGCGUGACUCUUUUCCUGACCAUCACUCUGGCUAUGUCCCCAUUUGCUGGAUUCAGCCCUCGCUGUUCCAGCUAUUUUGUUUGGAUUUGUAAUCAGGACAAAAAGCCAGUCCGUCCUGAGGAGCAGCUGCCCAUUGACACCCAGCACCAUGCCUCCUACUGGCCCCGCCAGCUAGGCUUUUCAGAACGUCCCAGAUGGAUCCGGUACAGGGUCAGCAAGGUUGUUACUACAAAGGACCCAAAGCAGCAGUCCACCGGCCCCACGCAGAAAGUCUUCAGCUUGCACGACAUCCUGGGCCACGUCCGUGACAAUCUUGUCCAAACACACUUACCCUGUGUUUUCAUGGAUGUGUUGAAGCACAUGUGCAUCCUGAUCCUGCUGAGGAUUUUCUGUGGGCUCUGGAGAAACAUUAGACGACCACGGGGACAGGAAACGGGACCAACAGCCUCAGCCUCCUUAAGAACAGAGCACCGGGGAAGGGACAGCAACAGUGCUACUGAGCUGCUCCGCUGCAUUGAGGCUGAAAUAGACCUAAUGGAGAGGCACCUGAGGACCCUGCUCCAAUCCCACCGGGAAGCGCGCAGGAGCCAGCAGGAGAGGAAUGCGGCACAAAAGAGUGGCAUGAGCUGCUAGUUCCAAGGUUUUCAAAGACCUUCCUCUCCACCUUUCAGACAGCAUACGUGUAUCCGCACCCUACACACGUAUAUAAACAAAUUUCCUUCAUGUAAUUCUGUUGCCUGGAGCAACAGGAUAUUUUCUUCUGAAUGAUGUAUCGGUGUUUAAAAAUAAAUUGUUAAAAAACUGAGCUUUAAGCUGAGUUGUCCUUUUUGUGGUCUGAGUAAUAAUUUAAAUACUGGAAAAAUAUGUGGUAAUAUAGACUGGUGUGAAGAAGCACGCAUGGAAAUUCAUUUUUUCUUUAUCUACGUUCCAUGGACACCAGACUUUCCACCUCCAGUAUUUUCAGACCUGGCCACACCUAUGACACUUACCUGGUACAAACUCAAACGGCAAAGUGCAAAGCCAGAGCUGGCAAUAAAAAUCACACUGAAGAGCUUCACAGAAGAAGGACUCUUCAAGGAAUAAUCUUACUGCACAGAUAGAGUGGGAGCACCGACAAACAAAAAGGCACGCAGUAGUGUUAAAUACACACCACAGCCCCUAUUUCCAUCUAUCAUCCUGCUAUUCAUGGUCUGUGCGAUGAAGCUGGGUCUGUGUGGGGCAUAAUAUACACAAUCUCUUUCUAAAGAAAAGUAUGGUCCACAUCUGAUCAAGUUCAUACACUUAUGAUCCAAGCGGUUUUAGUUUGGGCUGAACGUUGUGAGCAGGAAUAAUUCAGAGGCUACAUACCAUCCUCCGUACACAAACACCAACUCUGGAAUACCACUGAAGGCUCAGAGCAUAGAUAACAUCUGAUCUCUGAAUGUGCAUACAUAUAAUAUCAAAAAUCAGUUAAGUGUUUCACAUACAGCAUGUAUUACAAAGUUAGACCUAUAAUUACACCCGUAUCUCACUUCUUUGCUUUUCAUAGUUCUGUUUACAUAGGGGAAACAUUCAAGUCUCCCUGCAAGCUGCUCAGCAAUGUCAGCUCACACUUAUUUCUGUGAUUACUGAGAACACUCAACAUCUCAGGAACUGCUUGGUUAAUGAAGAUGCCCCUGCACACCAGUGGUAGCAGCAAGGCUUUCUAAUCAGCUAGCAGAGCUUUCAAGUUCAGCCUAAGAUGGGGCUAACAUCAGAUUCAUUAAACUCCCAUCAGUUGAAAUUAAAAUGCUGUACUAAAAAGGCUGACAAAGUCGUCUUACUCAUGCUUCUGCAGUACAAUGUUCCAAACAGAACAGCUUUGUAAGCAAGAAAAAUAUCUGACAGAUUAUAUUAGUGAUUUAUUAUAGAGGUAAUGACCUUGAACUGACAGAACAGAAAAAAAAAAAUAAAAAAAUUUUUAAAAAAUCAGUCUUUUGGUAUGUAAAGGAAGCUUAUAAAUAAAAUGGAGACCGAUAUGGUUUCAUAGUAAAAAGACAGGAGAACAGCUUUUAAAUUAAAAUAGAAGAGAUUAAGGUUAGAUGUUGGGAAGGACUUCUUUACCUAGAGGGCAGUGAGGCACUGGUACAGCUGCCCAUAGAGCUGUGGGUGCCCCAUCCAUGGAGGCACUCAAAGCCAGGUUGGAUGGGGCCCUGGCAGCCUGAGCUGCGGGGGUGCCUGUACCUGUACCCUCAACAAAUACUUGUGUUGAAAACUUCCCCUUUCCCUCUCCUAGCUUUGUAUUUUGCAAUAGUUCUCAAAUCCAAGUCUUUGUUCCCAAAUCCAAGAAAGCACGUGAGCUCAGGACAGCACUGCUCCAGUGCUUUACCAUAUUCUUGAUUUCUCAUACCCCUUAACCUACUCUUCAGGACCUUUCUCCUUCCCGUGCAGUUCACUUCUAUGAACUUUCUCCCUGCUUUGCUGUCUAGAUCUGGAAGAGCUUUAGCAAAACUAGCAUGCACAUUUAUCUGAGCUCAAAUAUCAGCCAUCUAAGCACUGAAUUUUUUAUUUUAUUUUGGUAUUUCAGCUUAAGGAGAUGUAUUAAGUUCUCAGAUCUGUAUGAAGUCUUGUUUGAACUAAUAACUAACAAAAACAACAUUAAAUAAUUAUCAGAUACAACAAUAAUCUGUUCAAAGUCCCACUGUUAUUUGUUUUGCAGCAGUCUGCAAAAUGUAAUCAAUAUCUAAAACAAACACUCCAAAGAUUUUUAACGUUUAAGCGUACAUCUAUAUACUCACAACUCGUAAGUAUACAACAAAAUCUCCCUUGAAAAGCCUUGCAGAUGUUAUGUUUUUAUGCAUUUUCCACUUCUUGAAAUGGUAUUCUAAAUUGGAACUGUGCUCACAUUCAACUACAAGCAGCUUUUCUGAGCUAUUUACUUGGUUUCUUCAGUUCUGUUGCAGUAAUAUUAAGACUGUUUGGAAUAAAUUAUAAAUCCAACUAAUAAAAGAAAACUAUAGCCUCAUGCUACCUAUGUAUAGGAAAAGAAGGUUAAAACAAUAGUAGCAGAAGGAAACAACUGCAUUCAAAAACUGAAGUCUCCAUACUGUUCUGCAAUAACUUCAGUAUAAACCCCAGCUGAUACUUUAAAUCUUACUUCUCCGUAUUGGAAGUGGCUAGAGAAGCUUAUCUAUA